ACAUCCGCUAGGUUGGUGACCCCCAAAGCACUAAAUAAAUCACGAAUGUAAUGGGCGAGGUUACUGCAUGUAAACAUAAACAAAAAUUUGUCAAACCAUGAACAUUUUGUAUUAAACGUUUGAAACUAGUGCCUGCAGCAACGAUGGCUCUCGAAAAAGCAGCUGAAGAGUACUUCAGUAAGUUAAAUUCCAUGGCGCGACGUAUGUAUGUCGAUAUGCAAGAAACUAAAGGUGCUUAUGAAGACUUGUGGCAUACGAUAUCAGAGAAAGAACAAAAGGAGAUUCUCUCUGAAAGUAUUAUAACACCGGAAGCCUUACUUAAGUAUAAGCAAAACGAAAUUCAGACCAAUAUGACUGAAUACGCUGUUAAGCUCAUCAUAGAUGAGAAUUGCUCAUACACUGAUGAACAUUCAGGGCCUUUUAGUUUUAAGACAAGAAGCCAAAGAAACUUGAGCUUGUUUGAGAAGGAGAAGGAGCCUCAACCCAAACAAGCGCUCAAGAAGAAACCUAAGAAAACUAUUCAGAUUUUCUUGGAUGAAGACUUGCCAGAAUUCACUCAGGAAAACGAGACCAGUGGAAACACACUGCCUAAGACUGGACUUGAUUUUUUAGAUAACUGGUAGCUGUAGAGGCGCAACACCAAAGAUUUUAUAUUGUGCUUUUGUAUAUCACACAGUAGUGACAAAGAUUAAAAUGUUUUUGUAUUGGA
Molecule: messenger RNA, 709 nt
Organism: Zophobas morio
Lineage: Eukaryota; Metazoa; Arthropoda; Insecta; Coleoptera; Tenebrionidae
Exons: 2
Coding region: 144-623 (159 amino acids)
Source: RefSeq, a predicted model, not a curated record